Messenger RNA from Gavialis gangeticus (Gharial), 4077 nucleotides. Its product is annotated as radial spoke head 10 homolog B2-like. The record is from RefSeq and is a predicted model, not a curated record. NCBI's taxonomy places the organism in Eukaryota, Metazoa, Chordata, Crocodylia, Gavialidae. The transcript has 21 exons. Bases 230 to 3037 code for a protein of 935 amino acids.
CUGCUGCUGCAGCCUGCAGUAGUGAAUGGGUGAAUGGGCCUCUGCUAAUCUGGGGCUGGUGCCUACACAGCCUGUUUUCACAGCUUAGAGCCAGUGAAGAUGAACCCCCAAGUUCUAGCUGUUUAAAUAAGUUCAGGUUUUGAAGAUUAAACCUCUUGCAUAAGACGACCACAGGAUCUCACAUGAUUUUUAGUCAGGAAAAAGUGUAGCUUUGGAACAACUCAGAACUAUGGCUAAGGAUAAGAAGAAAGAGAGCAAAAAGGCUGAAAAAUCUGUGCCUCUCCCUCCUCCUCCUGUUGUUCCUUCACAUGAGGGUAGUUUGUCUAAGCUCCCAGGUUUACAGACCUCAGUAAAUCAAGUGGAAGAAAUACAGCCAAACGCAUUGGUAUCCCAGGAAGAAUCAAAAGAGGUGGAAGAAUCUGUGGUUCAAGAGGCUGUUCAGUACUAUGAAGAGCCUGUUCUAACUCAGCUCAUUGUAAAAAGUUAUGAAGGAGAAAAAGUCCAUGGAUUGUAUGAAGGAGAAGGUGUUGCAUAUUUUGAGGGAGGAAGUGUGUACAGGGGCAUGUUUUCUGAAGGGCUUAUGCAUGGACAGGGGACUUACACAUGGGCUGAUGGAGUGAAAUAUGAGGGCACCUUUGUUAAGAAUGUUCAGCUGUAUAAUGGCACUUAUACCUGGUGUGAUGGCAGUGUAUAUGAAGGAGAGAUCACAAAAGGAGUAAGGCAUGGAUUUGGCAUGUACAAGAGUGGAACCCAUCCAGUUUCUUAUAUCGGCCAAUGGUGUGAAGGCAAAAGACAUGGGAAGGGUACUAUUUAUUAUAAUCAGGAAGGAACCUCCUUGUAUGAUGGUGACUGGGUAAACAACAUCAAAGAGGGCUGGGGGAUAAGAUGUUAUGAAUCAGGAAAUAUAUAUGAAGGUCAGUGGGAGAAAAAUGUACGCCAUGGGGAAGGAAGGAUGAGGUGGCUGACAAUAAAUCAGGAGUAUACUGGGCAAUGGGCAAAUGGCAUACAGCAUGGUUUUGGCACCCAUACCUGGUUUCUGAAGAGAAUACCUGGAUCUCAGUAUCCUUUGAGGAAUGAAUACAUAGGAAAUUUUGUGAAGGGUGAUCGUCAUGGGCAUGGAAGGUUCAUCUAUGCCAGUGGAGCAAUGUAUGAUGGAGAAUGGAUUUGCAAUAAAAAGCAUGGCUUUGGAAGGUUUGUCUUCAAGAAUGGACGUAUUUAUGAAGGAGAGUUUAUAAAUGAUCAAAUUGCAGAUUAUCCCACUUUUCAAGUGGAUGCAAUGAAUACACAGGAUCUGAGUGGUAUUCGCACACAAAGCCCCAUUGGCACUGAGACCAUCAGAAUAACUGAUGGCCAAGGAAAUACUUCUGUUUUGGGCUCAAACAUCGAACUAGAUAUAUCUUCAUUGCUGGACUUGAUUCCAGAGAAUGACAGAAAGGAGGAAAUAAAACAGCUAGAAUAUGCUGUGUUGAGACGCAUCUCAGAACUGAGAAGAAUCUACAGUUUUUACAGCAGUUUAGGCUGUGAUCAGUCACUUGACAACACCUUCCUGAUGACUAAGCUCCAGUUCUGGAGACUUCUAAAGGACUGUCAGUUUCAUCAUUGCAAUAUAACCCUUGCUGAUAUGGAUAGGAUACUGAAAGGAGAUAAUGUACCACCUGAGGAGUUGCAUUCUCCAUAUGAGACAUUGCUGCUGAGAACAUUUUUGUCUUACCUUAUUCAUCUAGCAUUUCAUAUCUAUCACAAAGAGCAUGACGAUAAAGGACCAUAUCUGUUCAAGUGUUUCUCAAAGAUGAUGUCCAAGAACAUUAUUCCACAUGCCUGUCAUGUACAAGGCAUUUUAUUUCACAAACAGCAACACACUGCCUCUGCCAUAAAUUACAUUGAUAAAUGCUGGGAGAUAUACGGAGCCUUUUGCAGACCAAGCAUUAGACCUCCUCAUGAACCCACAAUGAAGAUGAGACACUUCCUCUGGAUGUUGAAAGAUUUAAAUAUUCUAAGCAAACAAUUAACUUCUCCAAAAGUUGUGGAAAUACUGGCAAAAGAAAAUCCUUUUGUACGUGACAAAGAUGACACCAACUUGGAGCAUGAGUUGGUUUUUCUUGAAUUCCUUGAAGCUCUCCUGGAUUGUGCACUGUUAUAUGUUACCAGUGAUAUGAUUAAACAGCAAGUAGAACAUGUCACUCAGAAAAGAAGCAGUUCUAGGAGUGAGGAUUAUUCAGGAGUCAAGUAUAUAGCUCAGCACCCAGAAUGCCUCUCGCGUCGGUCCAUUCAUAGCAGAAGUAUGGUCAGUGCUGACACAAACCAUGAAGCUUCUGAGGCAAGUCAUUUCUGUAUUGAUACGAUGUCAUCUUCAAGCAAGAUUGCUGAGUCAUCAAACUCUAACAAGAUAAAGAAAUCUGAGCUUAAGUCUAAGGACUCUACAUGUGAAUGUAAAACUUCUCCGCAGACACAGAAGCUAAAUGAGAAAGAGAAAGGUUCAUUCAUUCAAGCAUCUCACACUGUACUAAACAGCACCUUCUCCUCCAGCACAACACAUCUACAGUCUACAGAUGACAAAGAUGAAAUAUUAGUACAGUCAUUGCCCAUUCUGGAGACAGAAAAAGGCCAAGUUCUCAGCAGUCCAGUGAAAGAACUGGCAGAUAAACUAGAAAAAGCUGAAAGUGAACAGAAGGAAAAAAUCAAUUUUUGGCUAAGCCAGAUACAUAUCUUUUUUGUGACUACGUUAUUUGCUGCCUACAAGCAUGAACAAGUGGUGAGAGAAAAAAUAAAAGAAAAUCAAAGACGGGAGGCUGAACUAGAAGCACUGAGGAAAAUCAAAGAUGAGGAGUUAGCAAAGCUUAUCAUCACGAGAGAAGAUGCCAAAAAACAAGAAGCAGCUGCAGCAGAAAAAGCAGCAUUAGAGACAGAGAAUGGAGCAGUAAAAGAACCUGAGGAUUCAGUAAUACAGCUGUCACCUCCUCCAAAGGAAGAAGCAAUCAUUGCUCCCCAGCCUGUGAUUACUAAGGUUGCUGCUGCUUCAAAGAAAAAGAAGAAGUAGAUGAUGCUAAGACUAAAGCUGUAUGUACAUACGAGGUGUAUUAAUGCGAAGAUAACUAGAUUUUACAAAGCUAAAAGGGAAAUCUAAACAUUACAAUAUAUAGUUAUAGCACAUGAGUGCCAAUAAAAUUAUUUCCAUGAUGUUUCUUUAUUUUGGAAGGAAGUUUGUUUAAUCACUAGCUAAAAUGACUGCUCUUCCUCUUCACCCCAAUAUAGACAAGCCUGGGUCUACCUCCUGGCUUGAAAAUACUUCUACACAUUAGUGGUUACAUGGAGCUUAUUUGACUUUUGGAGAAUACAAAGCUGGACAACUAGUUAGAAGAAGUUUUACUAUUAUAGGUUAUAAGGCCCGCUAGGGUCAAAUUUACCUGUUGGCUAAGUCUUGUUACCAUGACAUCGGUUUACAUAAAAUGUGAAUCUACACAAGCUCUGCAUAAGGUUUGUGCUUCAAUUCUUGUGGGCCUGGAAAGAACCCAGCUGUUUUGUUUUUGGACCUGAUCCUGCAUCAAGCCUUAUUUGAUCUGAGUGGGAACAACUCUCAAAAGAACUGAACAUUAGGCUUAGUCUUUCUUCACCUUUAAUUGUCUGUCAGCUCAUACCAGAGAGGAACAAGUUAGUUUAGUUGUAUAAAGUAGAAGAACAAGGUAGUUCUUACAUGUUUAGUCUUCAGUGUACUAGUGUAGCAGUCUGAAACUUGACUAUGCCUGCUACUUCAUAGUUGAAUGCUGUAACAAAAUCCCCCUCAAUUUUACAUGCUUGUUUAUGGAAGAGCUGUACACAGCUGAUCAAUAAAUGAGCAGUUUGGGAAACAUAAGUGCCCUCAAAGUGGUAACAAUCAUCAGUUUUAUUUUCCAGUAAAAUAUUCACAUAACAAUAUCUGAGAAAUGGAAUGGUACAGAUGAAUUAGACCAGGUUUAGUUUGCACAUAAAUAUUCUUAAAAUCUAAAAAUCUUAUGAUCAGAGUUUACAGAUUUUAGUAGAAAUUUGAUUCUUACAAAGCAAGUAUUGCUUUACUAUUGUCAUUAUUCCAGUCAAUAAUAU